Carlito syrichta (Philippine tarsier) is the source of this 2721-nucleotide messenger RNA. RefSeq names its product pantothenate kinase 1 (gene PANK1). Gene Ontology annotation, molecular function: ATP binding; pantothenate kinase activity. Gene Ontology annotation, cellular component: nucleus; cytosol. The coding region runs from base 164 to 1285 and encodes 373 amino acids. The record is from RefSeq and is a predicted model, not a curated record. The transcript has 7 exons. NCBI's taxonomy places the organism in Eukaryota, Metazoa, Chordata, Mammalia, Primates, Tarsiidae. Gene Ontology annotation, biological process: coenzyme A biosynthetic process.
GUGCGUUAUUUCACAAUCUAAAGUUUGUAUAUAUAGUGGUGGUUUGGAAAGUGUACCUUCCCCGCAGGACUUUCUGGGAUGUAAAUUUGUAGGUCGUGUUUACAACUCGUUCUUAUCCGAGCCGAGCCUCAUUCAACUGAUUCCUUCUUUGUGGGUGUCUUUAAUGAAGCUUAUACAUGGCAAAAAGCAAACAUUCCCGUGGUUCGGCAUGGAUAUCGGUGGAACACUGGUUAAGUUGGUCUACUUUGAACCGAAGGAUAUCACAGCCGAGGAGGAACAAGAGGAAGUGGAGAACUUGAAGAGCAUCCGGAAGUAUUUGACUUCGAACACCGCUUAUGGGAAAACCGGGAUCCGAGACGUCCACCUGGAACUUAAAAACCUGACCAUGUGUGGGCGCAAAGGGAACCUGCACUUCAUCCGCUUUCCCAGCUGUGCCAUGCACAGGUUCAUUCAGAUGGGCAGCGAGAAGAACUUCUCCAGCCUUCACACCACCCUCUGUGCCACAGGAGGUGGAGCUUUCAAAUUUGAAGAGGACUUCAGAAUGAUUGCUGACCUGCAGCUGCAUAAACUGGAUGAACUGGACUGUCUGAUUCAGGGCCUGCUUUACGUCGACUCCGUUGGCUUCAACGGCAAGCCGGAAUGUUACUAUUUUGAAAACCCUACAAAUCCUGAAUUGUGUCAAAAAAAGCCGUACUGCCUUGAUAACCCAUACCCUAUGUUGCUGGUUAACAUGGGCUCAGGUGUCAGCAUUCUAGCUGUGUACUCCAAGGACAACUACAAAAGAGUUACAGGGACCAGUCUUGGAGGUGGAACAUUCCUAGGCCUAUGUUGCUUGCUGACUGGUUGUGAGACCUUUGAAGAAGCUCUGGAAAUGGCAGCUAAAGGCGACAGCACCAAUGUUGAUAAGCUGGUGAAGGACAUUUACGGAGGAGACUAUGAACGAUUUGGCCUUCAAGGAUCUGCUGUAGCAUCAAGCUUUGGCAACAUGAUGAGUAAAGAAAAACGAGAUUCCAUCAGCAAGGAAGACCUCGCCCGGGCCACAUUGGUCACCAUCACCAACAACAUUGGCUCCAUUGCUCGGAUGUGUGCGUUGAAUGAGAAUAUUGACAGAGUUGUGUUUGUUGGGAAUUUUCUCAGAAUCAAUAUGGUCUCCAUGAAGCUGUUAGCAUAUGCCAUGGAUUUUUGGUCCAAAGGACAGCUAAAAGCUCUAUUUUUGGAACAUGAGGGUUAUUUUGGAGCUGUUGGGGCACUGCUGGAACUCUUCAAAAUGACUGAUGACCAGUAGAGGUGAGCAGUUGAGGGAGCAGCCUCCUAAGAGGACAGAGGACUGAAAACUGCUGCUGGAGAAGGUGACGUUUGCUGUGGGACAGAAGCCAAGCCAUUAUGACAGAUGAAACUGCUGGAUUUGUAGAUAAUUUAAAAUCCUUCUAACUGAUCUUUUACUCUUAGGUUUCGAGCUAAUGAUUCAAAAUGGGGAAUAUAAGAGUUUUUUCUGUAUACUGUAUUUUUUUAAAAAAAAAGUUUGUGCAGCGUGGCCAAACAUACCAAUUUUAUGCAUUAACUUGGAAAAGUUUUAUGAUGUUUAAGAAGGACCUGAUAUGUAAGCGCUGUUCAUUUUUCUUCUGGGGUUUACUGAUCAGUGUGGUGAUUUUAACUUCAUUUAGUAAUUACUCUAGGAGAUUUUACCUUUACUUAUAUUUUUCAUGACGUUUCAUGAUUUGCUGUUGGUUUCAAAUGAAACUACGAAUCUGGCUUGUUUUACUGUGAACACUUUUUUUGUUUGUUUGUUUACCCUUUUUUGGUCUUGUUUUUCUGUUUGAAUGUCUUAUGGAAAAAGAGAGUCUUUCCCUCUGUUUUCUGUCAUUGGGUGAUCUCUCUCCCUGCGCCUGUAACCUUUCCUUGACAGAAUUGUUCGUAUCAAUCAAGGUGCUGGCCAGCUCAAUACAAAGUUAAGCACAAGAUGUAAAGCUCACAAAAAUGCCCAUGCAGAGAAGACUCUGAAGGUGUUAAUGAAUUUAAAGAGUCUGGCAGAAGUUGCAAAUUAUGUGCAAUUUUGUCUCAUCCCCUAUAGAUAUAGUGUUUCAUUGGAUUUAUUUUAUGUGAGGUUCUAUUAAAUUCAAAUAGUCUAUGAUGAAAUGUCCUCAUCCAGGCACAGCAUAUGAAUGGCAGCAAAUCCUUGUGUAAGAAGUUUGGAACUUACUGGGGAAGGUCUCCCAGUGGAUUAAAUGUUCACAUCAGGAGAUUUAGGGUAAGUUGUGGGUUGAGGUGUCAGGUAGUAAUAUCUAUCUGUUUUGUCUGUGUAUGUAUCUAGGAGCUUUGUAACAGACAUUUUAAAUAAUAAUGUUAAAGUUUUUUUCAUUUUUAAUAUUUUAAACUGAGAACUGUACACUUUGAUCCCAGUUUCUAAAAUUAAAAAAAUAAUUUAUGAUACUGAUCUCUAUAUUUUUCUUUUUGAAAGAAGAAUCCAUUUAGACCGAUGGGUAACUUUCCAAUGAGGGUCAUGUACAAACACUGGAACGCAUGAGAUCCAUUGACCUUGUGGAUUGAGCGUUGUUGUUGAAAGGGAUUUUUGAAGGAUGGUAAAAUUGGUCCAUGGUGAAUCUUCCCGUCCACCUCUGAGCACCACUUUUAAUUUCCAUAUCGUCAAGUCUUGAAGAAGUUGAUGCUAAUCGAAGAAUUCACUUGUCUGGUUGAAAUAAAGCCUGUUUCUGUUGUGAUGUU